AUGCCGCCGAGUACGAGACGAACGAGAAGCAAACCGGACCCUGUCGAGGAGGAAGAAGUCGUCGUGGAGACGCGGCAAUUGGUCACCUCACCACCAGCCCGGAUCCUGAUCCACCCUGAUACGCAAGACUCUCUACGAAUAAUAACCCUCCCACAUCCCCGCACAUCCCUUCCAACCCGCUACCUCCUCUCCGGCCCCACCUCCCCCUCCCUCCACGAACUAACCAAAUUCUCCGACCCCUCAACAUCUACAUCCCGUUCCUGGUUCAUCGGCUCCACGGUCCAGCAGAAUGGGACGCUCUACAUCGCGACGCCUAUCGACCCUAUCUUCCUCCUACUCCCGCAUCUGGACAAAGUGCGGGGAGCGAGUGUGGAUGAGGGCAGCGUGGGGAGGUACUUGACGAUCGAUGAUCUAGAGGAGUCGGUACCAUCCCUACUACGGCCAUUCUUGACGGAGGAGAAUUUGCGACAAUGCUGCUCCACCCUCAACGACGGCACUUUCUACCGCCUCUCCCCACCCCGCCUCCUCGCGCUCCUCACCCACAAAGCCCGGACGCUGGCCUCUAACCUCCCACCUACGAUCGAGAACGAGAUCGUGACCAAACAACUCGCGCCAUUCACAUUCGCCGCAGACGAAAACGGUGGUGCGAGUGAGGAGGUAAAGAGCCUGGCAAGACUAAAGGGCGCAAUGGAAUUCAUCUCAUCCUACCUCCCGCCGACAUGGUCAGCCCACUGCCUCUCCUCCCACUCGUUCGCACCACUCGAGGAUUACUUGGCCGAACUUAAGAAACAGCGAUCUGACGCACUCGCGGCUGCAGCGGCGAAUUCGGAUAUGAGUGCGAUGACCGGUAAUAAGCGAUCAGCGGAGGAUGUGGAAGCAGGAAAGGGAGGAGAUGGGAAGAAGUUGAAGAAGGCGACGAGUCAGGGGGUUGCGAAGUUGGCGAAGGCGAGUACGAGGGGGAUGAGUAAGUUGACGAGUUUCUUUGGGAAGAAGUAAGUAUGAGUUCCGGGAUUCGGGUUUCGGUAUGGUGCAUUGUGGUUACACAAGGGGAACAAGGGGACGGAUCUGGACAUGGACAUGUGGGGAG
Messenger RNA from Saitoella complicata NRRL Y-17804, 1087 nucleotides. RefSeq lists its product as uncharacterized. Gene Ontology annotation, cellular component: ribonuclease H2 complex; nucleoplasm. NCBI's taxonomy places the organism in Eukaryota, Fungi, Ascomycota, Saitoellomycetes, Saitoellales, Saitoellaceae. Gene Ontology annotation, biological process: ribonucleotide metabolic process; RNA catabolic process. The coding region runs from base 1 to 996 and encodes 331 amino acids. The record is from RefSeq and is a predicted model, not a curated record. The transcript has 2 exons.